Molecule: messenger RNA, 1776 nt
Organism: Cutaneotrichosporon oleaginosum
Lineage: Eukaryota; Fungi; Basidiomycota; Tremellomycetes; Trichosporonales; Trichosporonaceae
Biological process (GO): mRNA splicing, via spliceosome
Cellular component (GO): spliceosomal complex
Molecular function (GO): pre-mRNA 3'-splice site binding
Source: RefSeq, a predicted model, not a curated record
UCUUCUACCAACCUUACACAUCCCAGCACAACUAGCCCACCAUGCAGCGCCUCCCGGCCGAGACCUCGGACCGCAUCGCGACGUCGGCGUACCGCGCCAAGAAGCAGCUCGCAGAGCUCACCGGCAAGGACGUUGAGGAAGAGGUUGUGAACCCGCAUGUGCCAGACUUUAUCGCCAAGGCGCCAUGGUGGGCGGACACGGGUAGCGGCGCGGCGCCCAACAUGGCGCAUCAGCGUAAGGACACGUCGUUGAAAUCGACCAUCAACCAGUGGUACGACCGCGGGAGCGCGGGUCCCGUAGCGUCAAAGUAUCGGAAGGGGGCUUGCGAGAACUGCGGCGCGAUGACGCACAAGCGGAAAGAUUGUGUCGAACGCCCGCGCAAGCGCGGCGCAAAGUUCACAGGCAAGAACAUUGCCGCGGACGAGGUGGUACAGGCCGUACCGCGAGACUUCGACGCCAAGCGCGACCGCUGGAAUGGGUACGAUCCGAGCUCGUACAAGGCGGUCGUAGAGGAGUACGAGGCGGAGGAGGAGGCGCGGCGAGCGGUGCGUGAGGCGGAGCUCGCGGCUGCCAAGGUGGAGGAAAAGAAGAAAGAGAAGAAGGCAGACGACGACGAAUUCGGAAGUGACGAUGACGACGAUGAGGACGUUCCCGAAGCGGCGUAUGCCGAGCAGGCGGACCAGGUCGGGCAAAAGUUCGACACGAAGACUCGUAUGACGGUGCGCAACCUGCGUAUCCGUGAGGACACAGCAAAGUAUCUCCUCAACCUCGAUCCCGAGAGUGCGCACUACGAUCCGAAGACGCGCGCAAUGCGCGACGCACCAGAGGUCGGCAAGAAGCCAGAAGACAUGCGCUUCGCGGGCGACAACUUUGACCGCUACUCGGGCGACGCGACCAACAUGCAGCGUCUGCAGCUGUUUGCGUGGCAGAGCGCGCAGCGCGGACACAACGUCAACAUGCACUCGAACCCGACGGCCGGCGAGUUGCUGCACCGCGAGUUCAACGAGAAGCGCAACGUUCUCAAGGACACGACCAAGCAGAGCAUCCUUGAGAAGUACGGCGGCGAAGAGCAUCUCGAGCGCAUGCCAGCAGAGCUGUUGGGUGGUCAGACGGAGCAUUACGUCGAGUACUCGCGCACUGGUGAGGUGGUUAAGGGUAUGGAGAAGGCAAAGGCUCGCUCCAAGUACCAAGAGGACGUGUACACCAACAACCACACCUCCGUAUGGGGCUCGUGGUUCGACCGCGAAUCGGGCGCCUGGGGUUACGCAUGUUGCCACUCGCUCAUCUCGGGCUCGUACUGCACCGGCGAGGCAGGCAAGCUGGCGAACGAGGCGUCGUCGGCACAAGCCCUGUUGAACGCGCAAGGCGGAGCGGAGGAGGAAGAGGAGGCGCCCGUCAAGAGUCUUGUCGAGCUGCACCGCGAACGGAUGGCCAAGGGCGAGGUCGUUAGCUCGGAUAAGGGCAAGGGCAAGGAGAAGGGCGAGUUUGCGAGCUACGAUGACGACCCGGAGGCGAUUGCGCUUGACAAAGCGCGGCUCAAGACUGCGAUCCAGCUCGAGAAGAAGCGCAAGGCUCUUGGCGAGGAGGAGGCGUGGGAAGCGAGCAAGAAGGCCAAGCAGGACGUUACGAAGGAGGAGCUCGAGGCGUACCGUCUCAGCCGGCAGGCCUUCGACGACCCAAUGGCCAACUACAAGGACGAGUCAUAGGCAUCUUUACGCAGAGCGAGACGUGGUGGGGUAUGAGUGCGAGACUGUAUCCAUGUAUCGUGUACUAUUG